UGAUGCUGAAAUAGUGAUAAGACAGCUGAAAUAUUGAUAAUGUUACACAGUCGUCUUCCAAACGUCACGCGGAAUUUGUGAAUGUGAAAAUGGCGGUGUUCUGAAUUUGAAUUUUAGUGGAGUGAAUCUCAAUUUUCCAAGAUGGCUGAUCGAGUGAGUUUGUCGGACUUCGUCUGGCUAAAGCCGCCAGGGCGAUCAGAAUUCGACGUGCCCAUAGCCGUGAAAGUACUCAAAAGUUCUGGUGAUAAAAUAGAAGUGAAAGAUGAUGAUGGCUACGUAUUCUUUGCUUCAAUUCAAAAUGUACUCAAGCCUUUACACUCGACGUCUAUACAAGGCGUGGAAGACAUGAUCACUCUUGGCGACCUGCAGGAAUACACGAUCCUUCAUAAUCUUCAUAUGCGGUAUAAUAAACAGCUAAUUUACACAUACACAGGAUCGAUGUUAAUAGCAAUAAAUCCGUACGAAAUUCUACCGAUUUACACGAUGGAUCAAAUUCAUUUUUAUCAAGAAAGAAGUUUAGGGGAUAUACCACCUCAUAUAUUCGCUAUCGGUGAUAAUUCGUACAGAGAAUUAUUGGCUACUUCGUCCAACCAAUGCAUCGUCAUCAGUGGGGAAAGUGGAGCCGGUAAAACCGAGAGUACUAAAUUGCUACUGCAAUAUUUAGCUGCAGCCAGCGGCAAGCACUCGUGGAUAGAACAACAAAUUCAAGAAACAAAUCCUAUUUUGGAAGCCUUCGGUAACGCCAAAACAGUUAGAAACGACAACUCAUCCAGAUUCGGCAAAUAUGUUAACAUCUAUUUCAGUAAAAAGGGUGUCAUCGAAGGAGGUAACAUUGACCAGUACCUAUUGGAGAAGUCACGAAUCGUUUAUCAGAACACGGGAGAAAGAAAUUAUCACAUAUUCUAUUCGCUGGUCACCGGACUAUCGUCGGACGAAAAGAAGAGACUUGAAUUGGGACGUCCUGAGGAUUAUAAUUAUCUAAAUUCUGGCAAAAUGCUAACAUGUGAUGGACGAAAUGAUGGUCUAGAGUUCAAUGAUAUAAGAUCAGCUUUUAAAGUGCUGAAUUUCCCUGAUAAUGAAGUUUGGGGGACAUUCAGUCUUCUUGCCGCCAUAUUGCAUUUAGGGAACUUGAAAUUCAAAAUGAUGAGUUCGAACAAUAUUGAAUCUUCUGAGAUUAAUGAUUCUGUUGGUGCCACUAGGAUUGCUAAUCUUUUAGGUGUUACUAAAGCUAAGCUGUGUGAAGCUUUGACGAGGAAAACGUUCGUUGCUCAUGGAGAAAAGGUUGUAUCGCUACUGACUGUAGCCUCAGCUAUGGAAGGCAGGGAUGCGCUAGUUAAAGCCAUUUACGGACACAUUUUCGAGUACAUUGUUACGAUGAUAAACAAAACACUGUUCAAAGACCAGCAACUCACAAGCGGGUCAGUAGGAAUCUUGGAUAUUUUUGGGUUUGAAAAUUUCGACUUCAACAGUUUUGAGCAGCUUUGCAUAAACUAUGCCAACGAAAACCUGCAACAGUUCUUUGUGAAACAUAUUUUUAAACUCGAACAAGAGCAGUAUGCGAAAGAGGGUAUUACAUGGACUAAUAUCAACUAUGUAGACAAUCAAGAGAAUUUGGACAUGAUAGGAUUGAAGCCAAUGAAUUUACUAUCCCUGAUUGAUGAGGAGUCGAGGUUUCCUAAAGGCACUGACGUAACUUUGUUGUCCAAGUUAAAUAGCAACCAUGGAAGUAAAAGCUGUUAUAUAACUGCUAAGUCUUCCCGCGAGUAUAAGUUUGGUAUCAAACAUUUUGCUGGGGAUGUGUCGUACGCCGUACAAGGUUUUCUUGACAAAAACAGAGAUAUGCUAACAGCAGACGUAAAAGAAAUGAUGUUGGAUUCAAGUAACGAAUUCUUGAAGAGUCUGUUUAUCACUGAGUAUGCGCCUACGCAAAGUGGAAGCAGAAAAACUGUCUCACUGAGUCACCAGUUUAAAACAUCUCUCGAUGCACUUAUGAAGACUUUAUAUGCUUGCCAUCCAUUCUUUGUUAGAUGUAUUAAGCCUAACGAGUUCAAAAAACCAAGGAUCUUCGAUAAAGGUCUUUGCGUUCGUCAACUACGAUACGCCGGUUUGAUGGAAACAGCUAAAAUCAGGCAAGCUGGCUACCCAAUCCGCUAUGGGUACCACGAUUUUGUUCAUCGAUACCGCCUUGUAGCUCCGGGCAUCCCACCGGCCGAGAAAACCGACUGUAAAGCAGCUGCUAAAAAAAUCUGCUCAACUGUCUUUACCGACGAGAAAUAUCGUUUUGGACACACCAAAGUUUUCCUCAAAGAUUACCACGAUACCGUUCUAGAAGAAUUGAGACAUAAGGUCCUAAUAACAGCAGUGAUUAAAGUGCAAGCGAAUGCUAGAAGAUUUAUUUAUAGGAAGCGGUACUUGAGACUGCGAGCAGCCGCCAUUUUGAUCCAGAAGACUUACCGCGCUCGAGGCUACAGGAGUCGAUUCUUGACCAUGAGGAGAGGAUACCUGCGUAUACAAGCUGUUAUAAGAUCCAGAGAACUGAGAAAAACGUUCAUAAAUAUGAGAGUGUUCUUCAGGAAACUCCAAGCGCGCUGUCGAGGUUACCUUAUCAGGAAAAUGGUUAAAGAAAAGGGUCAUAUUAUUAAGGGAACGUUAGUUCAGUUGAAUAAAGAAAGGGCACAACUUAUUAAGUCCGGUGAAGGUUUAGAUGCAGUGGGUGAUAAUUAUGAGAAGCAGUAUAGUGAUAUGAUGAGGUCGAUAUGGUUCGUGAAAGAAGUACCGGCAGAUAAUGUUGAACAGAAUACUACGGCGAUUGAUGAUAGAUAUGUUGAUGAUGUGUUCGGUUUCUUGAAGGAUACGGCGACGCCUGCUGGUACAGUAAGAGGCACUGGUUUCGGAGUGACAUCAACAGCCAAACCUCAAAUAUCAAGCAUUAUCCCAUUACAAUCUCAAGAAAUGGACGAGGAACCAUUCGACGAAUUCAACUUCAGGAAGUUUGCAGCCACAUACUUCUUAGGCAACACUACGCACCAAUAUUCUAGAAAGCCAUUGAAACAUCCUCUAUUGGAUCUGCCAUCGCCUGUAGACAAAAUGGCCGCUCAAGCACUAUGGAUUACUAUACUAAGGUUCAUGGGAGAUUUAGCUGAACCGAAGUAUGCUGAUGAUAAGCCUGACAAUGUACCUGUUAUGUCGAAAUUGGCUGACACUCUUGGACGAGCUUUCCAGAAGAGUAAAGAAUUUGAUGAAUACUUACAAAAAGAUGUAUCCCAAACCAAUAGAAAUAAACUCAUGUCCAGAACAUUGAAGAAUCGCUCUAAACUUGACGAAGAUUUAAUGAAAAACUUAAUUAAUGACGAAGUUACCAAUGACAUGUAUAGCUCUUGGCUUAACUCGAGACGAACUACUAAUUUAGAAAAACUGCACUUUAUUAUUGGCCACGGUAUUAUAAGGAAAGAACUCAGGGACGAAAUAUUCUGUCACCUAUGUAAGCAACUUACUAACAACCCUUCGAAGGCAUCACACGCAAGAGGUUGGAUCCUAUUGUCACUUUGCGUUGGCUGUUUCCCUCCAUCCGAACGAUUUGUCAAAUAUCUACGAGCCUUCAUACGUUCUGGCCCACCUGGAUACGCCCCAUACUGUGAAGGUAGACUCAUGAGGACCUUCAAGAAUGGCCCACGUACGCAACCACCCAGCUGGCUUGAACUCCAAGCUACAAAGACCAAGAAACCUGUCCUACUAACUGUGACAUUAAUGGACGAAUCAAUGAAAACGGUCCAAGCGGACUCCGCAUCGAACGCCGAAGAAAUAUGCCAGCAAAUAGCUGAGAGUAUCGGACUGACAGAUUCUUUCGGCUUUUCGCUAUACAUUACGUUGUAUGACAAAGUUCUUUCGCUAGGAAGUGAAGGAGAACACAUAAUGGAUGCUAUCUCGCAGUGCGAACAAUUUGCUAAAGAACAGGGAACUCCUGAAAAGAGCGCACCAUGGAGAUUAUUCUAUCGGAAAGAAGUAUUUACUCCUUGGCACAACCCUGCUGAUGAUCCUGUCGCUACCAACCUCAUAUACUACCAAGUCAUAAAGGGAGUUAAGUUCGGUGAAUACAGGUGCAAUUCAGAAAAAGAUUUAGCCAUGAUUGCGGCUCAGCAACAUUACGUGGAAUUUGGACCAAGUAUUGAUCCAAAUAUUUUAAGAAGACUCAUUGUUAACUACAUACCAAACCAAUUCCUUCAAUCAAACGAUGCCGCGCUGACAAAAUGGGAGCAUUUGGUCACAAAAGCGUUCGAAAACUCGACAAGCAUUCAAACCAAAAUUGAUCCUUUGAGGUGUAAAGAAGACAUAGUCAUAUUUGCCAAAUUAAAAUGGCCUAUGCUGUUCUCAAGAUUCUUCGAAGCUAUCAAAAUAAAAGGUGAAACUAUCAAUAAGGAUAUAGUCAUUAUAGCUGUGAACUGGACUGGUAUUUACAUUGUAGAUCAGCUAGAACACAUUCUUCUAGAAAUAUCGUACCCAGAAGUGACUUACGUAGCAUUUAACGCUGAUAAAGAUUACGACAAUAUUGGUAGGAUAACAAUCAGAACAAUACAGCAAGAAGAAUUUGAAUUCCAAAGUGUAGACGCUGGCGAAAUGAGUUCGCUUUUAAUAUACAUGAUCGAUGGACUGAAGAGGCGUUCUAUUUACGUAGUUGCACAGUCAGAUCUGCAAGGUUACAGUGACGCAUCCUCCUUCCUCAAGUUUAAGAAAGGUGAUCUCAUAGUUCUUCUACAGGAUUCCACGGGAGAAACGUUGAUGAACACGACAUGGGGACACGGACUUUGUAACGGUGAAGAAGGUUUAUUCCCAACUGAGCAAGUUUACAUCCUACCCACAUUAGAAAUGCCCUCAAGUACCAUCCUAGAAGUAUUCAAGAAGGGUAACAUAAAUACGGAAAAGAAAAAUCUUUCAAAAUACAAUACCAUUCAAAGAAAGAGAAUGCAUACGCUCGAAAAUUAUUCGAAGCAAUAUUUCAGGGAGAACCACGAUCUGAAUUCAUCGAUAUCGAAACAAUCUACAUUAACGACUGCUAAGCGAGCCAUCGCUGGCGACUUAUGGGCUCACACUAGAGAACCUUUACGCAAACCGCUUUUAAAGAAAAUACUGACUGACGAGAAACUUUCGAAGAAUGCAGUUGCAGCUUUCUUCGGCAUUCUCAAAUACAUGGGAGAUAUGCCAGCUCCUAAGGCUAGAACCGUGACUGAAUACACAGACGAGAUAUUUAGAGCUGCUGUUACUGACAUUAAUUUACGUGACGAGAUUUACUGUCAAGUAAUGAAACAGUUGACAAACAAUAGGAUACAGUUAAGUGAAGAGAGGGGCUGGGAGUUAAUGUGGCUUAUGACUGGCAACUUUGUUUGCGGGCAAACGUUACUGAAAGAGCUGGUUGAUUUCCUUAAGACACGACCACAUCCGAUAGCUAAGGAAUGUUUGAAGCGUGUAUUCAAAACGCAGAAGAAGGGAGCUAGAUUGUAUCCCCCGUACAUUGUGGAGGUAGAAGCUAUUCAACAUCGAAGUAUGCAGAUAUACCACAAGGUCUACUUCCCCGAUGAUACGGACGAAGCUUUCGAAGUGGAAUCUUCGACAAAGGCUAGAGACCUCUGUGAACAGAUUACAGGAAGAUUAAACCUGAAGAACAGUGACGGCUUCAGUCUGUUCGUCAAGAUCGCAGAUAAAGUGUUCUCGGUGCCUGAAAACUAUUACUUCUUUGACUUUAUUCAUGAGCUUGUAGAAUGGAUGAAGGCGACGCGUCCAGUACGUGGAGGUUCACAAAUGCAAAUGAACUACCAAAUAUUCUUCAUGAAAAAGCUUUGGAUUAACACAGUCCCUGGGAAGGAUAAGAACGCAGAUCAAAUAUUCUAUUUCCCGCAAGAACUUCCGAAAUACUUGAGAGGGUACCACAAAAUGUCUAAACAAGAUCUGUCAGAAUUAGCAGCAUUGAUAUACAGAGCUAGAUAUGGAAGCGACCAAUCCUUGCUUCCACAAAUUACGCAUAUGCUUGAAGACUACGUACCUUCCGAUAUGGCAAAGAUCCAGAAUAAUUCGCAAUGGAAGUCGUCUAUAACUAAGGCGUAUUUGGAACGUGGUUCCAUGACGGAAAAUGAAGCUAAAGAACAGUUCUUGAAGAAAAUAUACCUGUUGCCAACUUUCGGCACUGCUUUCUUCGAAGUGAAACAAACAUCGGAUCCUACUUACCCUGAGAUGGUGGUCAUAGGAAUCAACAAGAACGGUGUCAGUGUGAUCCAUCCUCAGAGUAGAGACGUCUUAGUUACUCAUCCGUUUUCUCAACUAUCCAAUUGGUCAUCGGGCAACACCUUCUUCCACAUGACCAUGGGCAAUUUCUUGCGAGGAACUAAGAUUUUAUGUGAAACUUCUUUGGGAUACAAAAUGGAUGACCUGAUUUCGUCGUAUAUAGCCGUUUUGAGACAAUAUUUAAAUUAAUGAAAAUAUUUGUAAAUUAUUUUUAUAUUCUCUAUAGUUUAUUUGAAAAUGUGUGAAUAAUAAGUGAUUAAAAAAUUAAGUUUAAAUGAAA
Helicoverpa zea (corn earworm) is the source of this 6553-nucleotide messenger RNA. Its product is annotated as myosin-VIIa-like. NCBI's taxonomy places the organism in Eukaryota, Metazoa, Arthropoda, Insecta, Lepidoptera, Noctuidae. Gene Ontology annotation, molecular function: cytoskeletal motor activity; protein binding; ATP binding. The record is from RefSeq and is a predicted model, not a curated record. The coding region runs from base 142 to 6462 and encodes 2106 amino acids. The transcript has 11 exons. Gene Ontology annotation, cellular component: cytoskeleton; myosin complex.